This is a messenger RNA of Panicum hallii, 2440 nucleotides long. Its product is annotated as probable xyloglucan glycosyltransferase 1. The transcript is spliced from 5 exons. Gene Ontology annotation, cellular component: Golgi apparatus. The coding region runs from base 1 to 2052 and encodes 683 amino acids. Lineage: Eukaryota; Viridiplantae; Streptophyta; Magnoliopsida; Poales; Poaceae. Gene Ontology annotation, molecular function: glycosyltransferase activity. The record is from RefSeq and is a predicted model, not a curated record.
AUGGCGCAGUCGUGGGGGCGGGAGGCGCGGGGUGGCGGCGGGACGUCGGUGGUGGUGAAGAUGGAGAGCCCGGACUGGGCCGUCCCGCAGUCGGAGGGGGCGGCGGCGGGGGCUGCUGGCGGCAAGGCGGGGCGCGGGAAGAACGCGCGCCAGAUCACGUGGGUGCUGCUGCUCAAGGCGCACCGCGCCGCGGGGAAGCUCACGGGCGCCGCGUCCGCCGCGCUGUCCGUGGCCGCCGCCGCGCGGAGGCGUGUGGCGGCUGGGCGGACCGACGCCGACGCCGGCGCCGCGCCGCCCGGGGAGAGCCCCGCCUUGCGCACCAGGUUCUACGGCUUCCUCCGCGCCUUCCUCCUCCUGUCCAUGCUCCUACUCGCCGUCGACGUCGCCGCGCACCUCCAGGGCUGGCACCUCGCCGUCGACGUCCCCGACCUGCUCGCCGUCGAGGGGCUCUUCGCCGCCGGGUACGCGUCCUGGGUGCGCAUCCGCCUCGAGUACCUCGCGCCGGCACUGCAGUUCCUGGCGAACGCGUGCGUCGUGCUCUUUUUGAUCCAGAGCGCGGACCGCCUUAUCCUGGGCCUCGGCUGCCUCUGGAUUAAGCUGAGGGGCAUCAAGCCUGUGCCCACGGCCGGCGGCAAAGGUUCGGACGACGUCGAGGCCGGCGCCGGGGAGUUCCCCAUGGUGCUCGUGCAGAUUCCAAUGUGCAACGAGAAGGAGGUGUACCAGCAAUCUAUUGGUGCUGUUUGCAGUCUGGACUGGCCAAGGUCAAACUUCUUGGUGCAGGUGCUAGACGAUUCUGAUGAUGCUGCCACUUCAGCUCUUAUUAAGGAGGAGGUGGAGAAGUGGCAACGUGAAGGCGUUCGCAUAUUGUACCGACACCGGGUAAUCCGUGAUGGCUACAAGGCUGGAAAUCUCAAGUCAGCCAUGAACUGCAGCUAUGUAAAAGAUUAUGAGUUUGUUGUUAUCUUUGAUGCUGAUUUUCAACCCCAACCAGACUUCCUGAAGCGAACCGUGCCCCAUUUCAAGGGAAACGAGGAUGUUGGAUUAGUUCAGGCAAGGUGGUCUUUUGUGAACAAGGACGAAAACUUGUUAACUAGACUUCAAAACAUAAACCUGUGCUUCCACUUUGAGGUGGAGCAGCAGGUUAAUGGGAUCUUCCUCAAUUUCUUUGGGUUCAACGGAACCGCAGGUGUGUGGAGAAUUAAGGCACUUGAGGAUUCCGGUGGAUGGAUGGAGAGGACAACAGUAGAGGACAUGGAUAUUGCUGUCCGAGCACACCUCAAAGGCUGGAAGUUUCUGUUCCUUAACGAUGUUGAGUGCCAGUGUGAAUUGCCGGAGUCAUAUGAAGCAUAUAGAAAGCAGCAACAUCGAUGGCAUUCUGGUCCCAUGCAGUUGUUCAGACUCUGCUUUGUGGAUAUUAUUAAAUCAAAGAUUGGUUUUUGGAAGAAAUUCAACCUAAUAUUUCUUUUCUUUCUCCUUCGCAAACUUAUUUUACCCUUCUAUUCCUUCACUCUUUUCUGCAUCAUCCUUCCCAUGACAAUGUUUAUUCCUGAAGCUGAGCUUCCUGCUUGGGUUGUGUGCUACAUUCCAGCAACCAUGUCCUUGUUGAACAUCCUCCCAGCCCCCAAAUCCUUUCCAUUUAUUGUUCCCUAUCUUCUAUUUGAGAAUACCAUGUCAGUAACCAAAUUCAACGCCAUGAUUUCUGGCUUGUUCCAACUCGGGAGCGCCUACGAGUGGGUUGUCACCAAGAAAUCAGGCCGUUCUUCUGAGGGCGAUCUUGUUGCCCUUGUCGAGAAGCAAUCUAAGCAACAAAGAGUGGGAUCUGCACCCAACCUUGAUUUCCUAACAAAGGAGUCAGCACAUAUAAAAAAGGACUCCACGAAGAAGAAACACAAUAGGAUAUACAGGAAGGAGCUAGCACUCUCCUUCCUUCUCUUAACAGCUGCAGCUCGGAGCCUGCUUUCGGUCCAAGGCAUACAUUUCUACUUCCUUCUGUUCCAAGGGGUCUCAUUCUUGGUUGUUGGUCUGGAUCUAAUCGGCGAGCAAAUCGAGUGAUAGAAGACGAGUGAUGGAAUUUAUUUUUGUGGGUGUGGGCCAUGCCAGCAAAAGAGUGCUUCGGGUGAAGAGCAGCAUGGUACAUUACUGGAUGCAUAUACGACUACACGAGAAGACCUGAUUUCGAUUACGAGGGGUUAUAGUUCGUCAGGGAUACUGAAAUGGUGGAACCUGGAAUUAUAGAAUGUAGAUAUAUGGCUCGGGGCUCUGGACUGUGAAAGGCUUGGGGUUCUAAUUCUUUUGUAAGAAUCUUCAGUGGUUAGGUGGGUUAUUCUUGGUUGACAGUUUACCUUCAAAGGGAGAUACUGUUGGGAUCCAUGUAAUUUGGGAAAUUGCUACGAGUGCAUACUGAAUUACUGAUACUGUGAUACUUAGUUCGUCUCUUGUA